AAUGUUAACUAAAAUAUUCCGGAAUACUCUAUGCCUAACCAUGGCUUUCUCAUCACCUACAGAAACUGUGACGAUUCAGGAGGGAAACUCAGCCAUCGAUUGUAACGAUUCAAUUCCUUCAGAUGUUUUAGUACAAAAACAGCUUCAAGAUAUUAUUCUUACCCAGAAGUCUGUCAUUGAAAAGCUGAGCGACGAUAUAUCGCUUCAGGAGACAUCACUGAGGGAUAGCUUUCUGUCCAGAGAUACGUAUGAAGAGGACUUACGUAAGCUUGAGCGAUCUGUUCAGGAAGAUUAUGUACACAAAGAAGACUAUAGGGUGCUGGAAUCUCAACUAGAGGAAGAGAGAAAAGAACAUGCUAAGACACGAACAGAACUCAGUGAAGUCACAGAUCGACUGGAAUUCGCUUUGGGAGAAGUGGAAAUUUUAACCAAACAGUUAGCCAGAGAGAAGGAAGCAUUUCAAAGAGCAUUUGGUGACAUAAGAUCUAAAGCGAUGGAAGAAACGUCUAAGAACAUCAAGUUAGAAUCAAAGUGUUCAGAAAUAAGUAAACAAGUGGAACAUCAAGAACAAAUCUUAAACAGUAAAAAACAGGCGAUACAGAAACUGGAGAAAAAGUUAAAAGUGAAGGAAAUCGAGCACAAGAAACAUCUAACGGAGGUCGAGAUCGAGAAAAAACAGCAACAAUACAUUAGUCGUUUAAUGCAGGAACAGGACCAGAAAAAGAAGACUCGGGAUCGGUUUUUGGCGGUCCCCAAAAUGAAUAGGUGAUAACGUCAUGUUUGGCCUUGAGGGCUGAAAAAUCAAAUCCUCCUCAUAUAUUCCGUCCAUCUAUGCUCAUCUGCUUUAGAGAAAGGGUACAGUAUUUCAAUCAUGUAGUAUGUGAUAUACUUGUAGAUGGAUAGAGAAUGUAGUAUUUGUGUCUAUUUAUCUAUCUUUGACAGGUGUGACAGUUUUGUAAUAUGAUAUUAAGUGCCUAGUUUACUGUGUUGUGAAAUAAUGGAUUUUAAAUGACCAGCACAAUUUAAUAUGUAUACAUGUGAAAUUAUUUUUAAUAUUUUCCCAUUAGUGCAUUUGUCUGGAUAAUUUUAAUUCAGUUUUUUAUUCUGAGAUCAUUCUGAGAUCAUAAUGUCAAGUUACAGCAUUUCACAAAUAUUGUUGGAAUAUAUGCAGCAAGAAAUAAUUAUCUGUUAAUAACUACCCUUGUUGAAUGACUUUAAUAUUGAGCAUGUAGCCGAUUUUGUGAUAUUAACAUAAAAGGUCAUGACCUUGUAAUAAAUUGACUGAAUGAAUCA
Ostrea edulis (European flat oyster) is the source of this 1293-nucleotide messenger RNA. RefSeq names its product spermatogenesis-associated protein 24-like. Gene Ontology annotation, molecular function: DNA binding. The coding region runs from base 2 to 769 and encodes 255 amino acids. The transcript is spliced from 6 exons. The record is from RefSeq and is a predicted model, not a curated record. NCBI's taxonomy places the organism in Eukaryota, Metazoa, Mollusca, Bivalvia, Ostreida, Ostreidae. Gene Ontology annotation, cellular component: cytoplasm; nucleus.